AGGAAAUAGAAAACAGGAGGAAAAAGGAAAGAAGAAAGAGAGUUUGGAAAGCAAGACAAAAUCAAAACUAAAACCAAACGCCUGAGAGAUUACAAGAAGAAGAAGAGAUUGUCAACUGCGAAGGUCGUUGUUGCUUCUUCCUGCUUCACUGAGAAGAUGAACGGCGGCCCCUCUGGUUUCCACAAUGCUCCUGUUACCAGAGCCUUCGUCAUUGCUAGCGCUCUCUUCACCGUCUUCUUUGGGUUCCAGGGCCGUUCUAGCAAGCUUGGAUUGUCGUAUCUGGAUAUAUUUGGGAAGUUUCGCCUUUGGAAGUUAAUUGUGUCAAUUUUUGCCUUUUCAUCUACACCAGAACUGAUGUUUGGGCUGUAUCUGCUAUAUUACUUCAGGGUCUUUGAGAGACAGAUAGGUUCCAAUAAGUACUCGGUGUUUAUUUUGUUCUCUGUGACCGUAUCAUUACUCUUUGAGAUCCUUGCUCUAGCAUAUCUUAAAGAUCCUGCAGUAAACCUGGUGACGUCAGGACCUUAUGGUCUUAUUUUUGCAUCUUUUGUACCCUUUUUCUUUGACAUUCCAGUUUCAACACGCUUUCGUGUAUUUGGUGUGCGCUUCUCGGAUAAGUCUUUCAUAUAUCUAGCUGGUCUACAGCUUCUUUUAUCAUCCUGGAAAAGAUCAAUCUUACCAGGGGUAUUUGGCAUCCUUUGUGGUUCCUUAUAUCAUCUAAAUGUCUUCCAUAUCCGCAAAGCAAAGUUCCCAGAAGUCAUUGCUUCUUUCUUUUCACGGAUUUCUUGGCCAUCAACGGGGAGUCCGCCAGCAGCGCCAACUAGAAAUAUUGUGGGAAGUGCAACACCAUUCACAGCUCGGCAAGUAGAGAGAAAUUAUCCCUCUGCCUUGGCUUCUGCCACAGAGCCAACGGAGGCCUCCAUUGCGACUCUGGUUUCUAUGGGCUUUGAUAGGAAUUCUGCCAGACAGGCACUGGUGCAGGCUAGAAAUGAUGUCAACGUAGCUACAAACAUCCUUCUUGAAGCGCAGGCUCACUGAUUCCAAAACUAUAGUUCUGUGAAGACGAACCUGAAUAUUUUUGAAUUCAGGGAUGGAAGAUCCAUCCAUAUCUAAGGGUGGCAAUACAAAUUUGCACAUUCAGAGGGCUGGAGAUGAUGAUGUGCUCUCAGAAAUCCAUUAAGGCAUUUGCAGUAUCUUAGUCAAGGAUUACUAUUUUAUUUCCUUCUCUCUUUAGUUUCCUUGUAGCUAUGGCAUUCGGGAUAUGUAUUUAUACUCGAUUUAUGCAAAAGUAGGAGGCUGUAGAAUUGUCUGCAUCAUAUUGGAAUUUGGAAGCGUCCAUAUUCUCUUUGAAAGAAAACCCGAGAUGUACAGCUGCAGUAUAUUGCAUUCGGACUGUUAAAUAUAUGGGAGUCCCCUUUUGACUAGGCCUGUCA
Prunus persica (peach) is the source of this 1430-nucleotide messenger RNA. RefSeq names its product rhomboid-like protein 20. Gene Ontology annotation, molecular function: serine-type endopeptidase activity; protein binding. The record is from RefSeq and is a predicted model, not a curated record. Lineage: Eukaryota; Viridiplantae; Streptophyta; Magnoliopsida; Rosales; Rosaceae. The transcript has 8 exons. Bases 157 to 1035 code for a protein of 292 amino acids. Gene Ontology annotation, cellular component: membrane.